Molecule: messenger RNA, 3361 nt
Organism: Malania oleifera
Lineage: Eukaryota; Viridiplantae; Streptophyta; Magnoliopsida; Santalales; Ximeniaceae
Product: receptor-like protein kinase HSL1
Exons: 2
Coding region: 124-3099 (991 amino acids)
Biological process (GO): protein phosphorylation
Molecular function (GO): protein kinase activity; ATP binding; receptor serine/threonine kinase binding
Source: RefSeq, a predicted model, not a curated record
CCCUCCUCUCUUAUAUUAAACUUCAGAAACUCAGCACGCUCACUGGGUAGUUGCUCUCCCUCUCUCUCUCUCUCUCUCCCUCCCUCCCUCCUUCUCUCUCUAGGAGCGAGAGCAGCAAGAGCAAUGCUUCUGUUUCUACUGUUCCUCCUAUGGCCGCAAAUGGUACUUUCUCUGAACCAAGAAGGUCUCUAUCUGCAGCGAGUCAAACUCGGGCUAGACGACCCGGACGGAGCGCUGGCCUCCUGGAACGAGCGGGACGACACCCCGUGCGGGUGGGUCGGAGUGGGUUGCCACUCGGGAACUGGGUCUGUUCACUCGCUCGACCUUUCCAGCGCCAACGUCUACGGACCCUUCCCCUCCAUUCUCUGCCGGCUGGAUAACCUCACCUCUGUUUCUCUCUACAAUAACUCCAUCAAUUCUACGCUUCCGACUGAUAUCUCCGACUGCCGGAGUCUAGAGCACCUUGAUCUCGCUGAGAAUCUUCUUACCGGAACGCUGCCUCACACUCUGGCUGACCUCCCUAACCUUCGAUACCUCGACCUCAGCGGGAACAACUUUUCCGGCAACAUUCCGGCGAGUUUCGGCCAUUUCCCUCGGCUGGAGACGCUCUCUCUUGUUUAUAAUCUCUUGAAUGGGCCUGUUCCGGCAUUUCUAGGGAGCAUUUCAACUCUCAAGCAGUUGAACCUCUCCUUCAAUCCGUUUAUUCCGAGCCCAUUCCCGCCGGAACUCGGUAACCUGACGAACCUCGAGAUUCUCUGGCUCAGCGGGUGUAAUCUGGUGGGUCGGAUUCCUGAUACUCUGGGCAGGCUCAAGUCGCUCAUUGAUUUUGAUGUGGCCUGGAACAAUCUGCAUGGUCCGAUUCCGAGCUCUCUUACUGAGUUGUCGACUGUAGUCCAGGUUGAGCUGUACAACAACUCGUUGUCCGGUGAGUUGCCGGCCGGAAUGUCCAAAAUGAAGGCAUUGAGAUUGUUUGACGCGUCGAUGAACCAAUUGGAGGGAAGCAUUCCCGACGAGCUCUGCCAAUUACCUCUCGAAUCGCUUAACCUUUAUGAGAAUCGAUUUGUUGGAAAGUUGCCAGAGAGUAUCGCAAAGUCGCCCAAUCUGUAUGAGCUCAAAUUGUUCGGAAACCAACUUAAUGGAGAGUUACCGAAGGAUCUCGGAAAGAAUUCACCAUUGUUGGUGCUCGAUGUUGCAAACAACAUGUUCUCCGGAGAAAUCCCGGAAAAUUUGUGUGAAAAUGGUGUCUUAGAAGAUCUUGUGCUCAUUUUCAAUUCGUUUUCUGGUCAACUGCCGUCUAGUUUGGGGCGGUGUCAUAGUUUAAACCGAGUAAGAUUAAGGAGCAACCGUCUCUCCGGUGAGGUUCCAGCGGAAUUCUGGGGUCUUCCUCAUGUUUACCUGUUAGAGCUUAUUGAGAAUUCGUUUACGGGUGAAAUCCCUGCAACAAUCGGCGGUGCGUCUAACCUCUCUCUUCUGCUGAUAUCGAAGAACAACUUUACCGGAAAAAUACCGGAGGAGGUAGGCCGGCUGAAAAAUCUUGUUGAUUUCUCGGGAAGCGAUAAUCAACUUAGCGGUCCGCUUCCCACCGGUAUAGUCAAUCUUGGGCAGCUGGGAAGGCUCGAUCUUCACAACAAUGAGUUGUCCGGAGACAUUCCGGUUGGAAUUCAUUUUUGGAAGAAGCUGAAUGAGCUAAAUUUAGCCAACAAUGAGCUCUCUGGUAAAAUCCCAGAAGAGCUUGGGAGCCUAAGUUCACUCAAUUACCUAGAUCUGUCGAAGAAUCACUUUUUCGGUGAAAUCCCACUCCAAUUACAGAAUUUGAAGCUCAAUCAGCUCAAUUUGUCUUACAAUCAACUUUCGGGGGACAUCCCUCCUUUCUUUGCGAAAGGAAUGUACAGGAAUAGCUUUUUGGAAAAUCCUGGUUUGUGUGGAGACUUGGAUGGUUUGUGCGAUGGCAAUGGUGAGUCCAAGAACCAGGGAUACGUAUGGUUGCUUCGCUCAAUCUUCAUACUUGCUGGAUUGGUAUUUAUUGUGGGUGUGGUUUGGUUCUACUGGAGGUACAGGAGUUUCAAGAAAGCCAAGAGAGCUAUAGACAAGUCGAAGUGGACUUUAAUGUCAUUUCAUAAACUGGGUUUUAGUGAAUUUGAGAUUUUGGAUUGCCUUGAUGAAGAUAAUGUGAUAGGGAGUGGAUCUUCAGGGAAAGUGUACAAAGCUGUGCUUAGCAAUGGGGAGGCUGUUGCAGUGAAGAAGCUGUGGGGAAGAUCAAAACUGGUGGAAGAGAGUGGUGAUAUCGAACAAGGUCAGAUUCAAGAUGAUGGGUUUGAAGCAGAGGUUAAGACCUUGGGAAAGAUCCGGCAUAAGAAUAUUGUGAAGUUAUGGUGUUGUUGCACAACUAAGGAUUGCAAGCUUCUGGUCUAUGAGUACAUGCCCAAUGGUAGCUUGGGUGAUUUGUUGCACAGCAGCAAAGGGGGCUUACUGGAUUGGCCUACUAGGUAUAAGGUAGUCGUGGAUGCUGCGGAGGGGCUUUCUUAUUUGCAUCACGAUUGUGUUCCUGCAAUUGUGCACAGAGAUGUGAAAUCUAACAAUAUCUUGCUGGAUGGAGAUUUUGGAGCUCGAGUUGCAGAUUUUGGAGUAGCCAAGGUGGUUGAUGCCACUGGAAAGGGACCUAAAUCUAUGUCCCUCAUUGUGGGUUCUCGUGGUUACAUUGCUCCAGAAUAUGCUUACACGCUUCGGGUAAACGAGAAGAGUGACAUUUAUAGCUUUGGUGUGGUAAUUCUUGAGCUGGUCACAGGGAGACUCCCAGUUGAUCCUGAGUUUGGCGAGAAAGACUUGGUGAAGUGGGUCUGCACCACUUUGGACCAGAAGGGAGUGGACAAUGUAUUGGACCCCAAACUCAAUUCUUGUUUCAAGGAUGAAAUUCGCAAGGUCCUCAACAUUGGCCUGCUCUGCACCAGUCCCCUCCCCAUCAAUCGCCCCUCCAUGAGAAGGGUAGUCAAAAUGCUGCAGGAAGUAGGCGCCGAACACCAAACAAAGACUGCAAAGAAAGACGGGAAAUUGUCCCCCUACUACUAUGAAGAUGCAUCUGAUCACGGAAGCGUAGCCUGAAAGAGUUCAUUUCCCAUAUAUAUUGCAAAGAUGGAUACUGAAACGGAGAGGAGGAGCAAGCUGCUCCCUCUUCUGGUUUUUCAAUUUUCUCAGAAACCCGCUUGUGUUUGCUUUAAUGUGGGGAAGAAACGGGGAAUUGGUGGUAAAUUUUUCAAGGGAAGGGCAGAGAGGGAAAGGAAAUCUAUUUACUCUACAUUGUAAAAAUUAACAUUUAUGAAAGUUCUUCUACCAAAUUUGAGUGAAGUUACUGCCACUAAGAUUU